This is a messenger RNA of Rotaria sordida, 267 nucleotides long. NCBI's taxonomy places the organism in Eukaryota, Metazoa, Rotifera, Eurotatoria, Philodinida, Philodinidae. The record is from the annotation of a GenBank genome assembly.
AUGAGUGAAUAUGAACAUAAUGUUAUUUAUAUACUUGGUGGAAUAUUUCAAAAAACAAAACAUGAACAAAUUACUUUAGAAAAAGCUAAACAUGAACAAAUUCGACAUCAAUCAUUACCACUUCAAAAAUAUCUUAGAUUUUCAGCAAGUGCAAGUACUAUUUUAUCACUUAAUCAAGUAUAUAAUAUAUUAAUGACACUUAAACACAAUAAUAAUAAUUGGUUCGAAGCAUUAAAAUGUAUUCCUGAACGUUGUCUUCUUCGAUAG